This is a messenger RNA of Triticum urartu, 2175 nucleotides long. Its product is annotated as transcription factor MYB93-like. The record is from RefSeq and is a predicted model, not a curated record. NCBI's taxonomy places the organism in Eukaryota, Viridiplantae, Streptophyta, Magnoliopsida, Poales, Poaceae.
UCCAUACGCAGGCCUGUCAUCUUAUGGUCCCGUUACAUACUUGAGAAGAGGAUAUACGCCAACAUGUACUAUGAUAUCCCAGGAAUCUAGUCAUCUACAUGUUGACAUGCAUGCAAAUGCUGUAUAAUAGUAUAACUCUAAAAGAAAUGCAUAAGAUGGGUGUCAUGUGCCAAGUACAAUGUUGCCAAUACAAUAUCAACAGAUCUCGAGGCUGCUACAACUAUAUUCCAAGACACGAAUUGAAGUUGAUGAAAUUGCAUCAGUUAUGUCUUUGGAAUUGAUACAGCAUGCUUCCAGGAACCCACUUCUGAAACCUUUGCUCAUUUUAUAUGGAAAACAGGCCCCCCAGCAAGUAAUCACAAUAUAUGGUAGUAGGACAUGUCACAUGAUGAGCUACUGGCUAUGCUACUUAUAAAUCAACAAUGAUCUGAUUGUGCUUUCUUAAAUGUUAAACACCCAAUGCAUCAUCCUUUUUUUGUGCACAACAGCAACGAAAACAACACAAUUAAAGCAAGGCUUAAGGAGCACACCUUGUUCAAAAAAAGGAUUAAGGAAAACAGAGUGUAUCAAUGUGACUGCUGAAUGCUGAUUGCCCAAGUAGCAGCUAGCGGCUUAAGUCAACAACAUGGAUCAACAGCCCUUAUCUUAGUGUGGAGGACACCAAUACCCUUGCCCCCGGGCGCAUGACAUGUGCUCUACGUCGCAUACCCAAAUUAUCUAAGGGCAGAUUAGUCCUUUCCACUCGAAUAAUCUAAUCCUGACCUAGGUUUAGACACCGGAUUUCAUGGCCUUUAUAUAGAGGAAGCUGUGUUCCGGUGACCAGACAUCCUUGACACAGGAAACCCCAAGGACCAAGCUAGGGAGGAGAGGCAGAUAGCUUUGUCUCCCUCCUUCCCACCUGCACCAUCCUACCCCAAUUCUAUCUCAAUCCUAUCAAUGGGGAGGUCUCCUUGCUGUGACGAGAAUGGCCUCAAGAAGGGGCCUUGGACACCCGAAGAGGACCAGAAACUCACGGACUACAUCGAGAAGCAUGGCCAUGGGAGCUGGAGAGCACUGCCUAAGCUUGCAGGACUCAACAGGUGUGGCAAGAGCUGCAGACUGAGAUGGACCAACUACCUGAGGCCAGAUAUCAAGAGAGGAAAGUUCACACCCGAGGAAGAGCAGACCAUCCUCCAGCUCCACUCCGUCCUUGGCAACAAGUGGUCAGCCAUCGCGAAGCACCUCCCUGGACGGACCGACAACGAGAUCAAGAACUUCUGGAACACUCACCUGAAGAAGAAGCUGAUCCAGAUGGGCUUCGACCCGAUGACGCACCGACCGAGGACCGACUUCUUCGCCGCGCUGCCACAGCUCAUCGCGCUAGCCAACCUCCGCCAGCUUGUGGAGCAGCGCCCGUGGGACGACCAAAGCGCCAGCCAACUGCAAGCCGAUGCAGUCCAGGCAGCAAAGCUCGAGUACUUACAGUGCCUGCUGCAGUCCGCAGCAGCCAUUGCGACUAGUCCCAGCUCCAGCAGCAUCAACACCAUCCCCACUGACCUACAGCAAAUCGGCCUCCUGAGUCCUUCGCAGAUGUCUUCCUUGUCUUCGCUGUCAUCUCCAAGGAUCCUGGAGGGUAUUAAUGGCCAAGACUUGGUAACUGGGCAAGUGUCUGACAUCCAGAUACCUAGUAGCUCAUUCUUCGAACACGAACAGCCUAUCAUCAAUGGUACCAACCAGAACUCAGAUUACAGUGCAAACAGCGGUGAGGGGGAGAAUGGCACCCAGAAACCGUUGCUCCUGUCAGAGGACUCCCUUCCGCCACUUGCUGACUUCCCUAUUUCCAACCUCGGCGAUGCUUGCAGCACCUCAAGCUGUGACGCUGAGGGCAACGGCACCCAGCUCCCUAUUUGGUCUGACUCAUUUUAUGAUGAGUUCAUGAGCGAGUUUGCAUGAGUUCUGACUGCAAGUGUGUGCUACUCUUUGGUUUGCUUUUUCAAUUUUAGUUUCUCACAUCUUACCUCUUAUUUGUGAUGUGAUUUCCAUUAUAGUGCUGUAGCCCCAGUUGGAUUUUUUAGCGCUAUAGCUUUCAGCGUGCAUUGGCAACCCAUAUGCUCCUAUGCAUAUACAGUAUAUGCCAAAACACUUGUACAUAUAGACCUGCCCCUAUAUAAAUUUUCCAGCUUGAAUUUUGUGCGA